This is a messenger RNA of Cercospora beticola, 575 nucleotides long. RefSeq lists its product as uncharacterized. Lineage: Eukaryota; Fungi; Ascomycota; Dothideomycetes; Mycosphaerellales; Mycosphaerellaceae. The record is from RefSeq and is a predicted model, not a curated record.
CCCGUUGCGCUGUCGUCACUGGGCCACGAGGCCACCAGCAAACAGGUCCUCGGCAAUCUACAAACAUGCAGUCUCGGUCAUGGUCAAGCGAGUCUGCUGCAAACUGCCUUCCUCGAAUUGACAGACAGCAACAACGCUAACAAGACAGCAACUACCCGCACCAUGGUCGACAGCAACAACGGAGUGACGGGAGCAGUGACGACUGUGACCGGCACGGUCGGAACCGUUGUCGGUGGUGUCAGUCGAACCGUCGGCGGCGUGGUCGGUGCUCUCGGGCGGGGCGUUGGCGACACAAUCAAUAACACCACAGGGACCAAAGCCGUUGGCGAUGGUUUGCAAGGCAUCACAAACGGUGUUGAAGAUGGUGCGGCAAAAAUUGCCAAAGGCGUCGAAGACGGCAGCAAGGGCAAGAAAGUGUUUUGAUUUGCUCUCUGGUCACAUGGCGGCUCUUCCUCAUUUGUCAAGCUUGGUUGGGUCUAUGCCCUCCCACUUGGUACCAGGAGUAGGACAAUGUUGUUGCGGAUGAGAUAUUCCGUUGUUAAUAUGCACACUAUAGAAUGAAAUCCCCUUGUAAC